This is a messenger RNA of Macrosiphum euphorbiae (potato aphid), 300 nucleotides long. The record is from the annotation of a GenBank genome assembly. Lineage: Eukaryota; Metazoa; Arthropoda; Insecta; Hemiptera; Aphididae.
AUGUGUGAAUCAUCUGAAACAGAAAUUGAUUUUACUUUUGGAAAUCAUAUAUUUAUAGAAAUAUAUGCACCUACUUCUGAACGUCAACAAAAUGUUCAACACUUUGACCUUCCAUUGACAUUAUCAACUCUUCCACAAAAAAAUACAAUUUCUAAUAAAAGUUUUACUCUCAGAUAUGUUAUCAGCUUCAUAGCACCAAUUUCCAAAGGCAGGGAAGCUAUUGGGCAUUAUGUAUCUUGCUGCUGGUGUGAAAUGGACAACUCGUGGAAUAUAUAUGAUGACUUACCCCUAGAACAGUAA